This is a messenger RNA of Mya arenaria, 2644 nucleotides long. Its product is annotated as origin recognition complex subunit 5-like. Gene Ontology annotation, biological process: DNA replication; DNA replication initiation. NCBI's taxonomy places the organism in Eukaryota, Metazoa, Mollusca, Bivalvia, Myida, Myidae. The record is from RefSeq and is a predicted model, not a curated record. The transcript has 16 exons. Bases 618 to 1928 code for a protein of 436 amino acids. Gene Ontology annotation, molecular function: DNA replication origin binding. Gene Ontology annotation, cellular component: nucleus; nuclear origin of replication recognition complex.
GAGAGUAUUCAGAGUAGCUCUCACGUGGAUCGUGGUGGACCGAGGGCACAGCAAGGACGGCCGGUUGGAUCGGCAUUGACCUCUUCGACAUCGUCUCAGCUCCAAACCCGUUCAGCUCCGCUGUAAAAUAGCAGAAAAAGAAAGAUAAAGAUGUUCAACUCCCCAUUGGUUGAAAAGUGACGUAUUAUCCUACGCUGCCCGGUAGAUGACACAAGGUGGCAUAGCAUAACUUUUGAUGGAAUGAGAAAUUGAAAGAAAAUUACAACUAAGGGUCGCCCUUGUGACAUGAGGAGACUUGGAAAGUGCCUUGGCAUCAUGGUGAAGGAAUAAGAAGUUGACAUUGAAGACUGAUCCACAACCAAUCCUCAUGCUGUUGGAACAAUAUUGAGGUGACCCUGACCAUACUGUGUAGUUAAACGGAGAAUUCAGUCGACCAUCAGGAAAUUUCGUUGGUUACCUGCAAGCCCCGUUGAUUCUCAGGGCCGUUUGUUAUCUUUGAAAAGAUUUCACAGAUUAGUGUUUGAAGCUCAAUUAUCAUACAUCUUGAAAAGUUGAGGCUGGAGGCAAAAAAGUGAUUCAACAAAGAAUAAAUCAAGAUCGUUCCUGCAAACAGAACUAUGGACCGCAUCCAGUGUCGAGACAAACAGAUCACCCUGCUUAGUAAUCUGUUCGGGCAGCCCAAUCAGCUGACAGUUCCAGCAAUAUUUCUGUACGGACACACAGCUACAGGAAAGUCCCUUGUCCUGAACUCAUUGCUAGCCAAUGCCAAGCUGCCACAUGUUCUUGUCAACUGUGUUGAGUGCUACAGUCAACGAUUUCUUUAUGAACACAUCUUGAAUGUCCUCCAUAGUGGUUCGGAGACAGUUCUUGAGACUUCACAGCUGAUAAAAUGCGACAACAUGAAUGAUUUUGUGCGACUGUUAAAACAGGAAAUGAUCUCAAAAGGAUUGGAGAAGCAGACACUGUAUAUUGUGCUUGACAAAGCUGAGCGUCUCCGUGACAUGGAGCAGAACAUUCUCCCAGCAUUCCUCAGGCUUCAGGAAUUGACUGGUUUGAAUAUCUGCAUGAUCCUCAUGUCAGAGAUUGUGUGGGAGAAGUACAGAUUUGGGACGGGCUUCUGUGAUCCGCUUGUCAUUCAUUUCCCAGAUUACUCUAAAGAUGAGCUGGUACAGAUAAUAUGCAGUGAAGUACCUGAAGGCUACCCUGAAGGCUUUUAUAACAUGUACGUGAAUCUCGUACUAAGCAUCUUCCAUUAUGCCUGCAGAAACUUGAAGGAGUUGAAGCAUUUGGUUAUCCUAAAUUUCAAGACGUAUGUACAACCCAUAACCAGCGGUGAUGCGACCAUUGGUGACACAAAAAAGCUAUGGAAGCAUAUUGAACCCCAUCUGAAGAAGGCGUUACACACGCUUUAUCUGCGGGAGGUUUCCAGCACUCAAUGGGAGAGAUACCAAGAAGAAAUGGAAACAUCAGAGAAUGUCGCCCUGCAGGGGAUAUCACACCGGUCCCACGUAGACCUGCCCUUCUACUCCAAGUAUCUUCUCAUUGCGGCCUAUCUAGCCUCAUAUAAUCCGGCAAAAUCAGACAAGAAAUUCUUCGCCAAAAAUUCCGGCAAAAUUAACAAGAGGUUGAAGCUUAACCAGGCAAAGAGGAAGGAAAGGACAAGCAACCACAUGCUAGGCCCGAAACCAUUUCCCCUCGACCGCUUGAUGGCCAUUUUCUACUCCAUUGUUGAAGGGAGAGUAGCGCCUACUGCAAAUAUUUUCAUGCAGAUCACCUCAUUGGUCAGUCUCCAUUUCCUGGGUCACGCGACUGGAGAGGACCAAAUAGAGCAGCCGAAAUACAAGUGUCUAGUGUCCCUAGACUUCAUCAAGGCCGUUUCUAGGACGGUGAAUUUUGAAGUGUCAAGAUACCUGUAUGAUUUUGCAUGAGACGGACAAGGGACGAACAAAAUGUAAAAAGACUGAAAAACUUGGCGUAAAAAUCAUAUUUGUGUUAAUAACAAUCAGACAUUAAAAUUCAGUGGAAGUUUUGAUGGUACCAACAAUUUGACAGAGUGUUGUCAUUUGGAAUUAUAAUGUGAUUAUUGAAGAUGUGCUUUAUGACAAACUGGGAUACUUGUGUUCAAAAAAUAAUUUUGUUUUUAUGACAUCCUUGGAAUAAUUCAAAUUAUUAGUUGUACCAAUAUCAUGAUACUGUAAAAAUUGAAUGUUUUUGUGCCGAAAAUUGCGAUACUCUGUGACUUGAAGAGUGAAUACAGAAUACAGGACUGAUAUUUAGAUAAAGAUUCAUUGCCUCAAGUGUGGAUUUGGGGAAAAUGUUGUGAAAUCAGGAUUAUGAGGGUUGAUUUACAUGCACUGUAUUGUUUUAAUUCAUUGUUUGAUUUAGAAUAUGUGCAUGAGAAUUUAAAAAACAAAGAAGUUCAAGUUACAGAACUGAAGUAUUUUACCUCACUGUUUACAUGAGAAAUAAGGGAAACUUGUAUUUUAUGUGAUGGACUCAAUAACUUUUCUUUCAUAAAGUAUAGAAAACUAAAGAGUGAACUUGAAAAGCACAGGAACUGUUGUAUGCUAUAUACUAUAUGCUUGGUUAAUACCACCAUUAUGUGUUCAUUGACAAUUAUUCUUAAAUAAAUAAUCGAACAGGU